Molecule: messenger RNA, 408 nt
Organism: Eutrema salsugineum
Lineage: Eukaryota; Viridiplantae; Streptophyta; Magnoliopsida; Brassicales; Brassicaceae
Product: S-protein homolog 9
Exons: 1
Coding region: 1-408 (135 amino acids)
Source: RefSeq, a predicted model, not a curated record
AUGAAUCGUUUCUCAUGUUUUUUGUUUGUUAUUGUAUUAUGUGUAGGAUUGGGUAAUGCAAAAUUAUGGGAGAAAAACUCCGUACAUUUUCGAAACUCGCUUCAUCCAGGAAACAUUCUCACGAUUAGAUGUCAGUUGAAUAAGGACGAUCUAGGCUUCCAUGAUUUGAAACCUGGAGAAACCUAUGAUUUUAGUUUUCGUGAUAGUCUUUUCAAGACCAAGGUUGAUUGCGCAUUACAGCAGGGAGGACCCAAUCAAAAGUUUCAUGCAAAUUUUAGGGCAUAUAAAGGUGGUGGUCUCAUAGUUCAUUAUGGUAAAAAGAAUUUUUGGGAUGCUAGAGAAGAUGGAAUUUACUUUACACAUGGUAAAGAAGCGCCUAAGUUAGAGUAUAAGUGGAUUCCAUUUUAA